Messenger RNA from Saprolegnia diclina VS20, 2084 nucleotides. RefSeq lists its product as hypothetical. Bases 1 to 2031 code for a protein of 676 amino acids. Gene Ontology annotation, cellular component: axonemal dynein complex; axoneme. Gene Ontology annotation, biological process: regulation of cilium movement; cilium-dependent cell motility; axonemal dynein complex assembly. NCBI's taxonomy places the organism in Eukaryota, Oomycota, Saprolegniomycetes, Saprolegniales, Saprolegniaceae. The record is from RefSeq and is a predicted model, not a curated record. The transcript is spliced from 9 exons.
AUGGAGCUCAAGACCGAGGGCGAGGGCAACGACCGCGAGACGCGGGUGCAAGCCCGGCGCGGGCGCAUCGAGGCGCGGAAUGCGAGCAAAGACGACGAGAAGAUGAAGAAGAAGACGACGGGCGGUGACGCCAAGCGCAUGAGCCGCGGAUCGCAGCAGAUUGCCGACAGUCUCAACCAGCUCGACCGACGCAAGCUGGCCGGGAUCCAAGAGGUGACCGACGUCCGCGUCCGCGCCGACGACAAGGAGAACGUUCGGCGCAUCGACGAAGAAGACCGCAAGCAAAAGCGGAUCGAGAAGCUCCAGCAAGAAGCCAUUUCGAGCGGGUCUCGGAACGCCGCCGUCGAGAUGCGCUGGGCCGAUCUGUACGAUUUCAACAUGCCCCAAGAGCUCCACAAGCAACUGCAAGCGCAGGAGGAAGCGUGCAGCGCAAUCCUCGAGUCCAAAGACAAUGUGAUCAAGGACUUCCAGGCGCAGUUGAAGUCCAAAGACGAAGAGUAUGUGAUUGCGCUCAAGGUCGAAGCCGAAGACAUUGAAGCGCUCGUCGACCGCAUGAGCCAGCAGUACCGCGAGAUGCAGGAGGAGUAUGAGCUCGAGCUCGAGCAGAUCGAAGACGCCUUUCUCAAGGAGCGCGACGAACUCAUUACCGGCAACAAGUCGGAGAUCGACUCGCUUUUUGAGAAACGACGCGAGAUGGAGAUGACGUACAUGGAGGCCAAGCAAGCCCGUGACGAGAUGAGUCAAAAGGAGAUUGAAGACUUGCGCGUCAAGGACGCCGAGGACUACAACAAGCUCAAAAUCAAACUCGAAACGGAUAUUCAGACCCUCGAACAGCAGCUCGAAGAAAUGCGCGCGACGUACCAGCUCAAUACGGAGAAGCUCGAGUACAAUUACCGCGUCUUGACCGAACGCGACAUGGAAAAUUCGGCGACGUUGAGUCAGCAAAAGCGAAAAUUGAGUCGGCUCAAGGACGCACUGAGCGCGCUCAUUCAAAAGUACACGCAAACCGACACGGCGCAGCGGCAUCAAAACACCGAGCUCACGGAAGAGUACCGGCGCAUCACCAAGCAGUACAAGGACCUCCAGAAGAAAUUUCAACACUUUGAAGAAAACGACGGCCGCAAAUUCGACGAAGUUUGGGCCAUGCAUGAAGCCGAAGCGCUCGAGCAAAUUGAGAAGGUUCUGCAAGCCGACCGCAUCAUCCACGAACAGCAACUCGGGCUCGUUUGGGUGCCACCGGCGUGCGACCUCCGGCACGUCGAUGCUGUCGUGCUCCGCAAGCAGCAGCUCGAUGACGCUAACGCCAAGGCCACCGAAGUCCACGACGAGACGACCGACGUCCCCGAGCACCGCAUCUCGAGCGCCAAACUCAAAUACAUGCUCAAACUGCUCUCAACCGAGGCCGGGUUCCUCGUCCACGGCGCGGUGCUCCAAGCUAUCGACAAUAUGGACGACGACGAAGCCGACCUCGUGCGCGCCGACGCGAUUCUCAAGUCGCUCGGCGUCGAAUCGGAGGCCGACAUGGAGCGUCUUCUCUCCUUUUUCUUUCACGACGCGCGCGACAAUGAGAGUCGCCCGGGUGCCGACGUGGCCAAGCGGCUCGGGCUCAAGAUCCACCCGGAUGACGUCAUCCAGACCAUCAAAGUGUUUGUGCAGGAGCUCAACGAAGAGAAAAAGGCCCGCGGAAGUCGAGGCGCGCGCCGCCUCAAGGAGAAGAUGGAGCAAGAGAAGGCGCAGCUCUCGGGCGCGUCCCCGUCCUUUCGGAAAGACCACAAGCAGUUUUGGAGUCGCGCCCAGCGCGUCCUGCCCGCCCAGUCGCAGCGUGUCUGGACGUCGCUCGAGACGGGCUUGACGUCGUACCUCCACGUACUCAAGCAGCGCAAGGGCCUUAUCGACGACGUCUCGACGCUCCAAGCCCAAAACGUCGAGCUCAAGGGGCUUCUCCGUCAGUACCUCGGCGCGGCCGUGAACGAAGAGCUCUUGAUUCCACCGACGCAAAUGAUUCGCGUGCAAGAGCCGUCGCACCAGUAGUGACGAGACGUCGUCCUGCGAGUAUAUUAUGUAGUACAACUAUUCGGCGAGCG